Fusarium verticillioides 7600 is the source of this 862-nucleotide messenger RNA. RefSeq lists its product as hypothetical. The transcript has a single exon. The record is from RefSeq and is a predicted model, not a curated record. The coding region runs from base 83 to 775 and encodes 230 amino acids. NCBI's taxonomy places the organism in Eukaryota, Fungi, Ascomycota, Sordariomycetes, Hypocreales, Nectriaceae.
GAGGUAGAUUAUAGCCUCGCUCAACUUGAUUCUUUACAUUAACACAUCCUACCACUUUUCUGUGCCUGGCUCGUUGCAGGAAAUGCCUCCCAAUCGAAGGCUCUGUGCGCCUGUCUACUUUGGCCCUGAGACAAUAAGGGACUCUGCUCUCAAAUGGCUCAAAGCACUACAGAAUAUCAAGUCAAGUCAACAAUGGGUUGAUGAUUCAACGAUAUUCUUAAAUGAGGAUGGCUCUUUCUCACAUAAAGUGAUCAAAGAAGGAUCCUUUAAAGUGCAUGCGCAGAAAGUUUCUCUAUUUCUGACAAACCUCUUUUCCCCAUCUAAAGCCUCAAAGGAAGAACAAAGACUGCAGAAUGCUCGGCGUCGACUGCUAGUGUCACUUCUUGCGCAUGCAUGGCUUUGGGGAAGGCCUAGAGUGUUAGAUGACAGAGGCAAUCCGGUCGCUUUUAAAGAAAGGGAAGUACUUGCCCCUGAGGAUAUUCUAGACUUCCUUGGUAAAGCUCGAGCUCGCAAGGCGAGUUAUACCCACAAAGACAUACAUGACUUUCUGUCUCACAUAAAAGUGGUAGCUUUACAUGAGGAUAUGUCCAAGUGGAAUAUAACGGGGGUUAUUGCAUGCCUGAGAUGGGAUCAGUCCCAUAACCUACAUAAUGGGGGGCCAUGGUGUUCUUGCCGGCUCGAGAAGAAAGGCCGCCCACCGCCGUAUGACGAAGUUUGCCCGCACAUUCAGGAGGGGGAAAGUGCAAGGAAUGAGAAAAUAAAGCACUUACAGUAGUCGCGACGUCUAGACUAGUAUAAUACCUACCUCUACUUAGUCAAUAUGAACUUCUCACGAGACUGUGGCAAACAUUGACCCGCGGAA